Lynx canadensis (Canada lynx) is the source of this 3466-nucleotide messenger RNA. RefSeq names its product cholinergic receptor nicotinic beta 1 subunit (gene CHRNB1). Gene Ontology annotation, molecular function: acetylcholine-gated monoatomic cation-selective channel activity; transmembrane signaling receptor activity. The transcript has 11 exons. NCBI's taxonomy places the organism in Eukaryota, Metazoa, Chordata, Mammalia, Carnivora, Felidae. Gene Ontology annotation, biological process: regulation of membrane potential; monoatomic ion transmembrane transport; signal transduction. Gene Ontology annotation, cellular component: synapse; postsynaptic membrane; neuron projection. Bases 1 to 1518 code for a protein of 505 amino acids. The record is from RefSeq and is a predicted model, not a curated record.
AUGACCUCAGGGGCGCUGCUGCUGCUGCUGCUGGGGGCGAUGGGGGCACCGCUCGCCCCGGGCGCCCAUGGCUCGGAGGCGGAGGGCCGGCUCCUCGAGAAGCUUUUCUCGGGCUACGAUAGCUCGGUGCGGCCGGCGCGGGAGGUGGGAGACCGUGUCGGGGUCACCAUUGGCCUCAGCCUGGCGCAGCUCAUCAGCCUGAACGAGAAGGAUGAAGAGAUGAGCACAAAGGUGUACUUAGACCUGGGGUGGACUGACUACAGGCUGAGCUGGGACCCCGCAGAGCACGAGGGCAUCGAUUCACUGCGCAUCGCGGCUGCAUCCGUGUGGCUACCGGACGUGGUGCUCCUAAACAACAACGACGGAAAUUUUGGCGUUGCUCUGGACUUGAACGUGGUUGUGUCCUCCGACGGCUCCGUGCGCUGGCAGCCUCCAGGCCUCUACCGCAGCAGCUGCAGCAUCGAGGUCACCUACUUCCCCUUCGACUGGCAGAACUGCACCAUGGUGUUCAGUUCUUACAGCUAUGACAGCUCAGAGGUCAGCCUGCAGACCGCGUUGGGUCCUGACGAGCAGAAACGGCAGGAAGUGUACAUUCAUGAAGGGACCUUCAUUGAGAAUGGCCAGUGGGAAAUUAUCCACAAGCCUUCUCGGCUAAUCCAGCCUCCGGCGGAUCUGAGGGGAGGCGGGGAAGGACAGUGGGAAGAAGUCACCUUCUACCUCAUCAUUCGUCGGAAGCCUCUCUUCUACCUGGUCAAUGUCAUUGCCCCGUGCAUCCUCAUCACUCUCCUGGCCAUCUUCGUCUUCUACCUGCCUCCAGAUGCAGGAGAGAAGAUGGGGCUCUCGAUCUUUGCCCUGCUGACCCUGACUGUGUUCCUGCUGCUGCUGGCAGACAAAGUUCCUGAGACCUCCCUGUCUGUCCCCAUCAUUAUCAAGUACCUCAUGUUCACCAUGGUGCUCGUCACUUUCUCAGUCAUCCUUAGCGUCGUAGUCCUCAACCUGCACCAUCGCUCACCCCACACCCACCAAAUGCCCAUUUGGGUCCGUCAGAUCUUCAUCCACAAACUCCCUCCAUACCUGGGUCUGAAGAGGCCCAAACCUGAGAGAGACCUGAUGCCGGAGCCACCUCCUGUAGCCCUCAGGGACUCUCCAGCAAGUGGCUGGGGUCGAGGAACAGAUGAAUAUUUCAUCCGGAAGCCACCGAACGAUUUUCUCUUCCCCAAACCCAACAGGUUCCAGCCUGAACUGUCUGCCCCGGACCUGCGGCGAUUUAUCGAUGGCCCAAACCGGGCUGUGGGCCUGCCUCCCGAGCUGCGGGAGGUCGUUUCCUCGAUCAGCUACAUCGCUCGACAGCUGCAGGAACAGGAGGACCACGACGCGCUGAAGGAAGACUGGCAAUUUGUGGCCAUGGUAGUGGAUCGCCUUUUCCUCUGGACCUUCAUCAUCUUCACGAGCGUUGGGACCCUCGUCAUCUUCCUGGAUGCCUCGUACCACUUGCCCCCUGCCGACCCCUUUCCUUGAGGACAGAGGGCCAAGACCCAGGUCCUCUGCGGGCUGCAUUGAGAGUCCGGCGGUACUCUCGAGUCCUGUCCCUUUCUGCCUCUCGACUCCACUAGGAAUCCGGCCCUUCCAGGUCAUUGCCUUUAUGGGGAGCGAGCCGAAGUGGGACGGGGCCGACCGAAGCCUUGGGCCCCGCUAGACAUGCACUAUCAGUUUAUUUAGUCUUUGGUUUCUUGUAGAAGUUCCUUCGGAUAGCAACACUAGCUUCCCAGUAUAAUGGAACAAAGAACAAGAACUAGACUGUAAGCCUUUUGAGGGCAGGAACUGUGCCUUGUUCACUGUAAUAGCCCCAGCUCCUAGCACAGGUCCUGACCUAUAGGAUUGUAGGUGCUUAACGUCUGUUGAGUGAAUAGGGUUUUUUUUGUUUGUUUGUUUGUUAGUGUUGUUGUUUUUUCCUGGAAGGAAAUGCACCAAAUAAUAGUGCUUAUGUUUGCAUGUUGAGACUAGUGAUCUUUGUUUUCACCUUUCUGUAAUUUAUUUUUUUUGUAAUAAGUAUUAUCUUUAGGUUAAAAAAAAGGUUAUGUCUAAAAGGAUGCAUUUGUAAUAAGGGGAGGGGGGAAGAGCCCUUUAAAAUCCUUCCUUCAGGUUUCAGCUUUGGUGCUCAAACUUUGGAUAAGCUAAGCUAUUGAACUGCUCUGGGCCUACGUUUCCACAUCCGUGAAAUGAGGCGAAUGACAGGACCUACUCCCUUAGUCUGAGGGUCGUGUGACAAGAUGGGAGCAAACGCACGAUACAGCAGACAUCAGAGGUUGCCAACUGGUGUGUUUUGUUUGACCUGUGUUGUUGACCUCACAGGUUUCAGUGUGAGUUCGCUACUUUAAAAGUUUGGAUAGUGCACAGAGAAAUUUGGAUUUCCGGCUUCCCUUGGGGGAGGGAAAUUAAAAGUAUGGUAACACCAGGCCUGACUCCCCUGUUGGCAGCAACCUGAGGGUUAGUGGCUGCCUGGUCUGGUCAAGGUUAUUUGUACCAGAAUUCUUCAAAGCCCCCACCCACCUGACCCACGACUUCCCUCAUUUUACUUGCCUGUCCCAUUAGACAAAGUAAAGGGGAGGGGAGGGGGGGGGGAUGAGGAGUUGAAGGUAGUGGGGGGCUAGGAGUGGAAAAAGAAAGCUGGCCGUAUCCCAUGACUGUCACUUGUUUUGUGCGUCGGUUUCCUUUCAAUUUGGAGACAGGGUUGCUCCUGGUUUAAGGCGCAUGGGCCACUAGCAUCUUGUGCCCAGCAGGCUGUGUGAACUGGACUGAGUUCAUGUUUCUGCCUGGAGGUCAGACCAAAGUCAGCUUGAGCCUGGUGGCUGCGGCCAUUAUGGUGAAGCACGUAGGGUCACCAGGCCCUCACGCCUCCUCGGUUGCUGGAAGCUGUGGCCCCAAGAGGGAUAAUACAGCUGCAGCUCCCAGGAUCCCUGUGGGACAGGGCAAGCGUGUCCCUGUCCGGCCGACCCACCAGCCACGAAAACAAGUGCGCUUGGCGUACUACUGAGGAGGACAGUUUGUUUGUCUUGUUGGUUUAUUGGCCUAGAGAGUUGGACACACACACAGAUGCGGAGAUAAAUAUUGGUCAGUUUCUCUAAAUCUGGGUCCUCACUACAUAUAGAGCUAUAGUCUGUAGAAUUCUAAACCUUGCGUGCUGUGGCACAGAACCAGUGGCCUUCCCAUUCCUCCGUCACCCCUCUUCCCAGGGAGCAUGGGGAAAGAGGGCACAAACUGACAAGACCCGAAUGACUUUCAAAAGACGAGAUUGCAAAAUCCCAAAUUUCCAACCUCUGAAAUUCACAAUAUUCAGGUUCCCCAGCUCAGAUACAUAUUUUUAAUCUCCGAUUUUGCCACAAUCUCAUUGAUUGCCCAGAACGACCACAUUCUGGAAACUAUUUUCCUAAAUCGUCAUUAAAAAAAAAAAAAAAAAAAAAAAAAA